CUUACGUACACGUCGGGAGGUUGACGAGCGUAGCGUCCGCAUCCAGGUGAUAAGCUUGGUUUGACGCGUGCUUGGCUGCCUCCACCCGCCCGCGCAGCGAGGCGACAAAAGCAGCCCUUGCUGACACUCGAGCACAUUGCUCCAGGGGCAAGAUGCGUCGCCUCGCCGUCGCGCUCGCAUUGCAGACCACAACCGCCCUCCAGACACCAACAAAAAAACCACUGCCGCUAAGGAUCGACGGCGAAUGGUACGACGCGCGCCACUACGCCGAGACGACGCACGCCGGCGGCCGGUGGCUCGUCGAGUACGCCCGCGGGCGCGACGUGUCCUUCCUCUUCAAGUCCAUCCAUUCUUUGAACGAGGAGAAGGCGCGGAACGCGCUCCGGAAGCUGCCGAAGAUCGACGAGCCCCGCGACGCGGCGCCGUACGGCUUCGCGCUGGGCGAGGAACCGGACGAGGUCGAGAUCGACUCGCCGUUACGGAAGGAGCUCCGCGCGCUCGUCCGACGGAGGUUCGGCACGGACCCCGACGCGGCGAAGGCGACGCCUGGGCAAUGGCUGCGCAUCGGCCUCUUCGGCGCGCUGACGGCGUCGGCGUGGCUGCGGUGGCUGCAGGGUUCCGUCCUCGCGACGCUCGUCCUGCCCUUCGCGGCCUGGCUGCUCGUGGCCCACACCGCGCACGACGCCACCCACGGUAGUCUCUCGAAGCGGCCCUGGGUGAACUACUGGCUCCAGUUCACGGCGCACCCGCUCUUCUUCAACGUCUUCGUGUGGAUCCCGCAGCACCUGCACAGCCACCACCAGUUCACGAACGAGCACGACUUCGACGUGGACCUGCACCACUUCGCGCCGGCGGCGCUGUCGCCCGAGACGCCGAUUAACGACAAGUUCAACGAGGCCUGGACCUUCUGCUGGAAGGGGUGUUUGACGACGCUCGGCACGUCGCUGCUCCAGCCGCUGCGGACGCUGCUCGACAAGCCGACGCCGAACUUCGACGUGAACAUCACGCCCGUGCCCGACGACGUUUCCAAAAAACAGCUCUGGCUCUCCGUGGCGCCGACGAUCUUUUGCCUCGUGUAUCCGCUGCUGGCGUUCGGCGUCGGAAGGGGGAAUUGGGGCUUGGCGGUACUCGAGAGCCUGUACCCGUUCGUGGGGGCGUCGCUGAUCUGGACGGCGAUGACGCAGACGAGCCACGUCCAGGACGACUGCCACCAGCCCGUCGCCGAGGACGACUGCUGGACCGCGCGGCAGAUCGCGCACUCCUACGACUACUCGGUGCACAAUCCAAGAGAGCGGGAGCUCGUUGCCAUGCUGACCGCGGGCCUCAACAUGCAGUCCCUGCACCACGCGAUACCGACUGUGGCGCAAUCGCGCCUGGCGGGCCUCUACGAGGAGUACGCCGAGAUCGCGGCGCGCCACGGCGCGGCGCCGCGGACGUCGCGCAACAUCCUGACGGCGUCGCGCGAGCUCCUCGAGUACCUCUUCGAGAACAACGCGCCCGUGCGCGCCGCGGAGGCGGUGCCCGUGGCGAGGUAAUGUUAGUUUAUUU
Messenger RNA from Pelagomonas calceolata, 1548 nucleotides. Lineage: Eukaryota; Pelagophyceae; Pelagomonadales; Pelagomonadaceae. The record is from the annotation of a GenBank genome assembly.